Helianthus annuus (common sunflower) is the source of this 838-nucleotide messenger RNA. RefSeq names its product sodium channel modifier 1. The transcript has 3 exons. NCBI's taxonomy places the organism in Eukaryota, Viridiplantae, Streptophyta, Magnoliopsida, Asterales, Asteraceae. Gene Ontology annotation, cellular component: nucleus. Bases 36 to 692 code for a protein of 218 amino acids. Gene Ontology annotation, biological process: RNA splicing. The record is from RefSeq and is a predicted model, not a curated record.
UAUGUGGAUCCAACGUAGAUGGAUAGAAAAGAUCAAUGAGCGUGUUUGGGGGAGACAGUUGGGGAAGAGAAGCUCACUAUCGGAAGAGAAGAGUGGAUGACCUCCUGUUGGACGCCGCCGGCGAUCAGUCUUCCUCCUACAGGAAGCUUUCUAGCGGCAAAUAUGCUUGUCUCCUUUGCCCUCAUACUCCCGUCUUUGAUACUCCUGUAAUCCUUUCCAUGCAUAUGAAAUCAAGACGCCAUCUUGCUGCAGAAAGUAGGUUCAAACAAAACGAAGAAGAAAGACAAAAUGAGAUGAAUAAGCGAAUAGCGUUGUCGCUAGAAUCUACUUCCACGAGCAAAACUGGUAACACACCUACAAAGCAGGCAAACUUAGCUAGCAAACCAUUGACUGAAAAAACUCGAAAGGCCACUUUUGAUCUACUUCACCGUAGUCAUCCUGAACAAGGUACUACAGUUAACAGCGAUUCUCAAUGCCCGAUCCCUGAGAAUUCGAGCUUUGGUCCAACGGAGGCAACUGGUAAUAAUGUUGAUCGACUGUCACUGGAUUAUCGAGAGUGUAGGGAAAGAGAACUCAAGUUUAUAGAAGCGGGUUGGAAGCGCGACUGCCAUGGAGGGUGGUUCAGAGAUGAAAAUGUUGAAUUUGAUUCUGAUGAAGAAGAUCCAAAUGAGUAUCUUGCAAAUGGAAAAUGAGUAAUUGUUAAACAGGUGGUUUGAUAAACUAUAUCUUGCAAGUUACUUCUAAACAAAAUGAUGAAAAUUUAUGGAUUUGUGUAAUUUUUUUCGACUUUUUACAAUAUAUUCUUUAAAAUUUGGUGAAUUCUCUAUGUUGUUUUUAA